Messenger RNA from Tauraco erythrolophus (red-crested turaco), 1283 nucleotides. RefSeq names its product CXADR cell adhesion molecule (gene CXADR). Gene Ontology annotation, cellular component: intercalated disc; basolateral plasma membrane; bicellular tight junction. Gene Ontology annotation, biological process: homotypic cell-cell adhesion. Gene Ontology annotation, molecular function: cell adhesion molecule binding. The record is from RefSeq and is a predicted model, not a curated record. Lineage: Eukaryota; Metazoa; Chordata; Aves; Musophagiformes; Musophagidae.
ACAAGAAGCCUAAGCAUAACUUCAACUGAGCAAUCAAUGUUUGAAAAAGCACAAGGAGAGAAAGUUACGUUGCCAUGUACUUUUGUGCUCUCAGAAGAAGAUGAAGGCCCACUAGAUAUCGAGUGGGUAUUGAUACCAGCAGAUAAUCAAAAGAAGGAACAAAUAAUAAUUAUGUAUGCUGUAAACAGGAUUUAUAAUCAUUUUUAUGCUUCUAUGACUGGGCGGAUGCAGUUCACUAGUCCUGAUCCCAAAUCUGGUGAUGGUUCAUUGGAUAUCCUGAAUUUAAAGUCAACAGACACUGGCACAUACCAGUGCAAAGUGAAGAAGGCCCCUGGAGUUCAAAGCCAAAAAAUACAGUUGACUGUACUUGUAAAGCCAGCAAGAACUAAAUGUUCCGUUGAAGGACCACAUGAGAUUGGAAAAGACGUCAUCUUGAAAUGUGCGUCACAAGAAGGAUCCCCACUUUUGUCUUACGACUGGAGAAGAGUAUCUGGCACACAGGAUCUUCCUGCUACUUCCAUGCUGAAUAAGAAUACAGGGGAACUUCUCUUGAAAAAUGCCUCUCAAGACUAUUCUGGUACAUACCAUUGUGUUGCCUCAAACAGAGUUGGCACGGAUGAAUGUUCUAUUGAGCUGCAUGUCACCCCUCCUAUAAAUACAGCUGGUGUAAUUGCUGGAGCUAUUAUAGGAACUCUGCUGGGUCUUUCUGUACUGGCUUUUCUCGUCUUCUGUUGCUGUAAGAAACAUAGAGAGAAGAAAUAUGAGAAAGAAGUACAUCAUGAUAUCAGAGAAGAUGUUCCACCUCCAAAAAGUCGCAGUUCAACAGCCCGGAGCUACAUAGGCAGCAAUCGUUCUUCUCUGGGUUCAAUGUCUCCCUCAAAUAUGGAAGGAUAUACCAAAACUCCAUAUAGCCAAGUCCCAAGUGAAGACUUUGAACGUCCUCCUGGUCAAAACCCAGCGUUUGCACCUUCAAAGGUAGCUGCACCUAAUUUAAGUAGAAUGGGAGCUGUUCCUGUGAUGAUUCCAGCACAAAGCAAAGAUGGGUCCAUAGUAUAAAAUAUUAUUAAUUUAAAUGCUGUUUUUUAAGUGUUCAUUGUAAGUAUUAGAGAAAGCUACUGUGUUCCAUCCCUCGUUUAAUAGCAUGCGAUUUUCCUUGAAGAAAAUGAACAAGUUACGUUGAAAAGCCACCAAUUCUCAUUUUUAAUUUUAAACUUAUUAGUGUAUGACAGUUAUUUAAUCAGUAUAACUGAUUAAAAAUAUUGAAGUUUCUAAAUAACAGACAC